AUGGCAGCCUUCGUGAAACAUGCGCUGGCGCGCAGAGACGAAAAUGAGGACAGUUAUCAGUGGGAUUCUACAAACAGCGACGACAACGAUGUCUAUUGGUGGUAUAGUAGGGAAGGAUAUAUCGUCAAAUGGACUAUCCUCGCCGUCUUAGUUCUCCUAUUCACACUCUGGAUCGUUGGAGGAUACUGGCAUGCGAAGAAGAGGAUUCAAAAGGGUUUGCGACCGUUGGCAUAUCACCGAUGUUUUGUUAGUAGGAGCAUGAUGGCACAGGUUGAUCCCCGAUACGCCUAUCCACCGAACACAUACUACUACGCUCCACCAAAUGGUUAUCAAGGCCAGCCUGGCGGAUAUCCCAUGCACAACAUGCCUCCUCCGCCAGUCUACGACCCGUCGCGGCCGCCCAUGUACGAUGAAGCCCCCAACGGCGCCAAGAUUGAUCCGUCGCAAGGGCAGCAGAGACGUGAGGAUGGACCUGCAGACUAUUAUGCGCCUCCUGCUGGGCCUCCGCCUCCGCGAUGA
Messenger RNA from Fusarium pseudograminearum CS3096, 519 nucleotides. RefSeq lists its product as uncharacterized. The transcript is spliced from 3 exons. The record is from RefSeq and is a predicted model, not a curated record. Lineage: Eukaryota; Fungi; Ascomycota; Sordariomycetes; Hypocreales; Nectriaceae. Bases 1 to 519 code for a protein of 172 amino acids.